This is a messenger RNA of Penicillium odoratum, 894 nucleotides long. Its product is annotated as putative NAD binding Rossmann fold oxidoreductase. The transcript is spliced from 4 exons. Gene Ontology annotation, cellular component: cytoplasm. NCBI's taxonomy places the organism in Eukaryota, Fungi, Ascomycota, Eurotiomycetes, Eurotiales, Aspergillaceae. The record is from RefSeq and is a predicted model, not a curated record. Gene Ontology annotation, biological process: NADPH regeneration. Gene Ontology annotation, molecular function: nucleotide binding; oxidoreductase activity. The coding region runs from base 1 to 894 and encodes 297 amino acids.
AUGGGAAUCCCAAAGCUACAAGUUGGUAUGGCGGGACUUGGCCGAGUUAGCAAGUUCCACGCUACGAACUUCCUCCAGCGCCCCUGCGCCGAACUCGUCGCCGCUUUUUCUCCCGACCCCACUGAGAUUGCCUGGGGAAGAGUGAAUCUGGAGCCUCACAGGGUCACUCUGUACGAUAAUUACAAUGAAAUGCUCAAGCAUCCUGGUCUUCAAGCUGUGGCCAUAGGCACCGCUACUUCGGUCCAUGCCGAUCAAGUCAUCAAAGCCAUCGAUGUUGAGUUGCACGUUUUGUGCGAGAAGCCUCUAUCAAUUCACAUCGACCUGUGCAAAGCUGCAGUGAACGCCGCCAAGAAGAAGUCUCACCUGAAAAUGAUGCGCGGCUUCUCUCGGCGUUUCGACGAUUCAUACCGCGAGGCAUACCGCAAGGUCGAACAGGGACUCAUCGGAAGACCUUCGAUUAUCCGCAGCCAGACUUCCGUUCAAACAGAGCUGAAGAAGCAGAAGGAUUGCGAUAAUUCUCUUGGUAUUGUCGAGUUCCAGAAUGGCAAGAUCGCUAAAUACUACUGCUCGAGGAUGAUGGCUCAUGGACAAGAGGAUACCACGGAGAUUAUUGGUACGGAGGGAAAGUUGGCUCGCAGUCACGUCAAUUACUACCAUGGUGGUGGUAUCACUCGUGAGGUCCCUUCUAACUUCAGGGAUCGUUUUGGUCCUGCCUUUGUGCAAAAGGCAAACGAUGUCACUGCUGCAUGCCUGGACAAUACUCCGCUUCCUAUGAAGUUAAGCAAUGCUGUCAAGGCGGUUGGGAUUGGUGCUUAUCUUCAGGAGGCGCUGGUCACUGGAAAGCAGAUUCACUUUGAUGAGAUUGGUCGUCGAAUUGAGAAAGCUCAGCUAUAA